AUGAGUGAAGAUAUUGAAAAACAACUUGCUGAAAAGCUGAAAACAAGAAAAUUCCCAGUGCAAAUGGAUGAAUCAACUUUGAUAUACAGUGUGGCAGUAUUGAUAACUUACGUAAGAUAUAUUGAUAAAGGGCAUUUUGCUGAAGAAAUGUUGUUCUAUGGUGCUCCUAAUAUGAUGGGCAAGAAAAAUUGUUGCUUAAAAUUGAUGAAAGAUGAGAAUCCAGAAAUGAUUCUCGUGCAUUGCGUUAUUAAUAGGGAAAACUUGGUAGCUAAAAACAUCUUGACUUUUCUAAAUGAAGUACUACAUUCAGUAAUAAAGUGUAUCAAUACUAAUGAAGCUAAUGCCAAAUAUGAGCAUCUUUUCAAGCUAUUUUGUGAAAAACAAAAGGCAGACCAUGUGAGACUUUUGCUUCACACUGAAUUAAGAUGGCUCUCUAAAGGGAACUGCUUGAAAAGAAUUCUGGAACUGUUUGAUACUUUCAGUGAUUCUUUAAGCGACAAACUUGAAAUGAAGUAUCUGUUAACACUCGAUGGUAAAGCAUUUGUGAGUUAUUUAGCCGAUAUCUUUGAAAAACUAAAUACAUUAACUAAGCGACUUCAAGGAACAAAUGAAACUCUUGUUGGUGCAAAAGCAAAGAUAUUUGGUUUCAUUACCCUUAUUGAGUUAACAUGGAUGAUGCAGCCAAUGUUAGUGGAUUUGUUUGAUAUAUCAAAUAUGCAGUAUCAAGAAGAACUCGCAUAA
Molecule: messenger RNA, 741 nt
Organism: Parasteatoda tepidariorum (common house spider)
Lineage: Eukaryota; Metazoa; Arthropoda; Arachnida; Araneae; Theridiidae
Product: protein FAM200C-like
Source: RefSeq, a predicted model, not a curated record